Molecule: messenger RNA, 573 nt
Organism: Drosophila ananassae
Lineage: Eukaryota; Metazoa; Arthropoda; Insecta; Diptera; Drosophilidae
Product: adipokinetic hormone
Exons: 2
Coding region: 147-392 (81 amino acids)
Cellular component (GO): extracellular region
Molecular function (GO): hormone activity
Source: RefSeq, a predicted model, not a curated record
CGACUGCCCUGGAUGGAGAUUCUAAUUAUAAGUCGAAGCCUUUCAAGUGGUCUGCUAAUUAAUUGGAUGCUAGGAAUAGCAUCCUUUCGGAGUCAAAUGGGGUAUAAAAGCAAGCUGUGCUGGGGUAGACCAGCAUAGAAAGCAGAAUGAAUCCCAAGAGCGAGGUCCUUGUUGCUGCCGUGCUUCUCCUUCUGCUGGCCUGCGUCCAGUGUCAACUGACAUUCUCGCCGGACUGGGGCAAGAGAUCAGUGGGUGGUGCCAGCGGCGGGUCAGGAUCCUUCUUCGAGCCCUCUCAAGGCAACUGCAAAACCUCCAACGAAAUGCUCCUCGAAAUCUUUCGCUUCGUUCAGUCACAGGCACAGCUCUUCCUCGACUGCAAGCACCGUGAAUAGAAACAGGAUUCAACUUCGGAUCUCGGAUUAUGUCUAGCACACACACACACACAUGCACUAUCUAUAUACCCAUGUAUCUAUAUAUAUUUAUAAUCGCACGUUAUCGAGGUAGUCGUAGUCGGCAUUUAGAUUUAGAGGAAUUUCCGUUUUCGAACAAUAAAUAAGCGCAUCCAAAAUGUAA